GUACAGGUGGCUAACUAACUUCUAAUAGAGAUUAAUUAAAACGGCAGCGGCUUGGAGCUCCACGCUUCUUCAGGCAACGGAACGGCAACGUUUCACUUCGAUCCUUGUUUCUGGAUAGGAGAAGAAAGGUGUCGUUCCGACUUGAACUUGAUCUGCACUUCGUGGGAAGCUUGCCUUCUUCCUUACAGCAGCAGCUUGAUGCAGAGUGAUCAAAUGAAGUCCGAGCUGCUGCUGUUGGUGAUUCCAAUCAUCAUUCCAAUACGCCCACAUAGCAAUCUGGAGAAGCUAACAAUAAAAUGGUACCCAGGCAGGAGCUUUCCAAGCGACUUUUUUAGGUCGCGAUUGGAGGAGAUUAAACUAGAAUUCUGUGAGAAAUGCGAAUACCUCCCACCUCUGCAUCGUAAUCCGGCUCUGAAGAAGCUGAACAUCUCAUUUUGUUCAGACCUAAAAGGGUUAUGGAAGGACAACACUUGCACUACUGUUGUUGGUGUUGAGGAUGCGGAUCAACCGUCCCCUUGCAGCUUCCCCUGUCUGUCUUCACUGACGAUAUUGGGGCCUCACCAGAUGAAGCAGAUCCCUGCAUUCCCAAACCUUGAUGGUUCUCUGCAUUGGGGCCUCGCUAGCUUGGAUACAUUGUUGCGAAGCAUGGACACGGCUGGUUAUGAAGGAUCAGCAUCUCUCCCUGUCUCGAUCCAUCAAUAUUCCCUAAGGAGACUGAAGGAGCUCGAGUUGUCUUAUGUGAAUGAUUUUGAAGAUUUGCAUGAGGAGUAGCUGUGCAACCUAGCGAGUCUUGAGAGCAGUGGCGGAUCCAGGGGUGGCCACCCCGGGCCACGGCAUAGCCCUCCUCUGGAUCCGAAACUAGUAUAGCCCUUAUGCGUUUGUCGAUUUUAGUCAUUUGGCCCAGUGUUAUUUUAUAAUAAAAUUGUGUUUAAUAAGGAAAAUGAGUAAGAUGAAUAUAUUCAAAUCAUAACUCUAAAUUUAGUCUAGAAAUUCUAGCUCAAAUUAGUCUCGUCUAAAGAAAAACAAAUAAUGAAACCUAAAAGUCUAAAAGUCUAAAACGUAAAAGACUAAAAGAAAUAUGAGAUUUGUUCACUUGAAAAAUCACUAGAGCAGGUGGUGGAAAUAGGGAUGGAUACACAAUACAAAUUGAUUAGUCGAUUGAUUUGUCUAGUGUUGACAUUGUCCGUUUCAACAACUAUUAUGGAGAGAACCUUUUCAUCAAUGGAACAUAUGAAAAAUGAUUUGCGCAACAAAAUGAGCGAUGAAUUUCUCGUCGAUUGGUUAACUAUUUUAUUUGAAAAAGAGUAGUAUGCUAUUAGUAUGGACGUAGACUCCUUUAUUGAUGAUUUCACUAUAUUAAAAGAUCGAUGUGUAAAAUUGAUAUUGUAAAAAAAAUUAUAAUUUUUUGCGGUAUCUAGUUUUCUAAUGAAAUGCGGCUCGGUGCUCUACUAUGUCCUGCAUCUGCCGCUGCGCCAGCUCACAUCUCUACAGCGUUUGGAGAUCGAAGAUUGCCACUAUCUGGAAGAUCGGUGUUGGCAAGGUGGAGGUUUGGAUUGGCCCAAUAUUUGUCACAUUCCCAGUGUAUUGACAGUUUGACACUAAAGUGCGACCUGGAACGUCUUGCUCAUCUAAAUAUGUGAGACGAAGGACUGAUCUCUGUCGAAAUUGAGUAUUAAAGGGCAAAUUACGAGUUUGAUAAUUGAAUUUACCAAAAAGUAGUUUCAUGUUUGGUCAAUAAAAAUAUUUAAUUUCAUUCGUGGUAACUAAAAUUAGUUCAAUAGUUUAACGUCGAUUAGCAUUAUGUCUACCUUAAUGAGUGGCCCAACUUCAAGGCACGGGCUAUCUGGGCCCUUUGUCCAGCCCGCCCCAACCAUAACUUCCUCGUCUCUCCCUCUACCCAUACACUCACGGCCCCAACCGAACCUCCAUGCAAAUCAUUCAACUCUAAUCGAAAAACACAUCAGUAGACAACCUCCAUGACUCUAGACCUUUGAAUAUGGCAAGAAGCCAAGAACAAAGCGAAAUCAAAUAAGACACCGAGGAAUAUCAAGCCUCGUACAAAGAAAGACUCUCCUUCCAAAUACAACCCAAGUCCAUCAGAAGAUCUCAUUGGUCAAAGCAAAACUUUGACAUCCCCUCUAUUCAUACUUGGGACUUCAACCAACGCUAUUUGCUUACCAGAGGAGAAAUCAGUCGUUAUCACAGGAACGACCAUAUGUGAAAAUGUAGGAUUUUUCAGCGAUUGGAUUAACAUAGUUGAGUUAGUUGAUCUGAGGUUUUAUGGAGCUCGCUUCAUCUUGACAAGAGAAGAUCAAAAUACACUUACAAAGCUAGCCGACUGGACAUCAGUCUUUGCCAUCUUCAAUGAAAUUCGACCUUCCCCAACACCUUGGUGACUUCUAUUGCUACUCAUGGGCAUUCUAUCCCUAUUCCUCACCCUUUUAAAUUUGAAUCAUCCUCACGAUAGUUUUAUGGACUUAAUUGCAAGAACCCUCGAGCACCAUUCUAGCUUAGCUACUCGCCUCCAAGGCUCCAACACCUAGCAACAAGUAGAAAGUUAUUACAAUGGAACUUCAAAAUCACCUUGCUCAAAAGAGAAACAAAAUUUGGAUGGACUGACAUUGUGUUUGUAUUUAUUUUUUCUUAAAUUUGGGUAAGUUUUUUUUUUUCUGAAAGUUGGACAAAUUUUUCUUAAUAACCUAAUUUUGUUAAA
Messenger RNA from Linum trigynum, 2713 nucleotides. The record is from the annotation of a GenBank genome assembly. Lineage: Eukaryota; Viridiplantae; Streptophyta; Magnoliopsida; Malpighiales; Linaceae.